AUGGCUCAACCACAACAGCAAAACUCGUCGCAGAACAAGGAUGCCUCAGCUGCCCGUAAGAGACGGAGGCGCGCACCGGCCGGUGGUGCCGCGGACGACUGCUUCUCGUGUGCUAAGAAGAAUCUCAAGUGUGACCGGAGCCGGCCCUACUGUUCUCAAUGCCUUGAGACUGGCCAAGAGUGCUCCGGAUACAAGACCCAGCUCACAUGGGGCGUGGGCGUCGCCAGCCGUGGAAAGCUACGCGGGCUAUCACUCCCCGUUGCCAAAUCCGCGCCAGUCACCGGCGGAACCCAGAAGAAGUCGCCCCCAGGUCAAGGUCAAGCUCGAGCUCCGCGGGGCCGCACUGGCAUGGCCAUGAGCGUUCCCCGGCUCGUAGCAACAGCGCCCAGCGCUCUCUACCACUGCGACUACUUGACGGUUUCCUCUCCCGACAACCUCAGCUCAUCGCCAGCAAUCCAGGGCCACUGGGAUCAGAUGCAGUUCCCUGGGACUCUAUCUAUCCCGGAAGACCACGACUACCAGAAAAUGAACGCCCACCUCGGCUCCCUUGCCAUGACUCCGGACCAGCGCCUUUCGCCCUCCCUUGACUCCACCAGCGACGGCUACCUUUCGCCCAUGGCCCACUCCUUCUCGCGAGUGGACGAAGUCCCCUAUGUUCAUAGCCCCAACGUAAUGUACGAUGGCUGCACCAACCAGAGCUCGCCGGUGGCCCGCAGCCCGCUCCCGAUUGUCAUGAUGGAUCAGUCUCUGCCCACGUCCUGCCCCAGCCUGGUGUACGAUACCUCGGAUCAUUCCUCGAGCUUCCCACCGCACACGGACUCGUUCGAGGCUCAGCUGAGCCGAAGACUGAUGCGGGAGUGUGACAAUCUGAGUAAGGCGAAUAUGAUCUCCGAUCUGGGGCCCUGCCACUUCCAAAGUCUGAGCAGCAACGACCCUAACACGAUGGCGUUUCAGGCGUACCAGAACUCGACGCACUCAGUUCAAGCUGCGGCUCGACAACAGGCCCAGUUUGGUCAUCACGCGCACCACGGCCACAGCCGCCACGUCCUCCACCCGCAACAGCACUCCCAGAUCGGCCGGACGGUGCCGCGCCACGAGCCGCUGGUGGUUGGGCAUCAUCCCGAUCACGUCAUGAGGCUCGCUGUAUCGAGCCCGGGGCUCCAGCACGCCAUCUGCGCCCUGUCUGCAUGUAACCUCCGGAUGAAGAGGCGCCUCAGCCUCGGCCUAGGCUCGACGCGGGAGCUGUACGAAAAGGUCGCGGCCGACAAGGCAACCUCCGCCGACCAGGCGUUGGCGGAGGAGCAACAGCACCGAAACAUGGCUGUCAACAUACUUAAUCAACAACUUAAUGAUCCGGCGAGGGCGACCCACGACUCCGCCCUCGCAACGAUACUACUCUUAUGCCAUUACCGAAUGGCCGAAUCGGGGAUUGCCAAGUUCCAUAUGCACUUCGCGGGCGUCAAGAACAUACUCGCCUUGAGGCAGUCGCAUCGCAUCGUGCCUUCGAGCGAAGCGGCGUGGAUGGAGGCCAUUUUUACUUAUUUUGAUGCUACGUCUGCUAAUAAUGACGGGCAGGCGCGCACGCAACACGCUGCCACUUUUGGGGGCGCGGCGUCACUUGGGCAGCUUGGCUAUAGAUUGGUUAGCUCGGGAAGCGCUAGCAACGAUCGAGCUGCCUUUUGGGAGGAGUGGAAUGAGGUCAGGCAGGCUCUGCAGUCGUGGGAGUUUGACGCUUCGCAGCUUCAGGCCACGCUGCCCUGCGAUGCCACGGCCGCGCAGCUGCGGGACCUGGGGUGCCUUUCAGAAGCCUUUCGCUACGCGGCGCUCUUGUACACGGAGAGGCUGGCGAACCCGAGCCCACCCAGCUCGAGUGCCAAUUUCCAAAACCUGGUCAGCCAAGUCGUGUACUACGCGACGAGCCUCGAGGCGAGCAGCGCGGCGGAGAAGUUUUUACUUUGGCCUCUGUUCGUGGCGGGCUCGGAAUGCGUCAACGACCUGCAGAGAAACAUUGUGCGGGCUAAAUGCCGCGACAUUAUGGCCCGGUCGGGCUAUAUGAACAACCUCGCAGCGCUGGAGAUUUUGGAAACUCUCUGGGCGGAGGAUGCCACACGCGCCGGGCGUGCGCGCUCCGAUGGGACUGGACCGUUCAAUUGGACGAGGUACAUUGCGCAGUGGGCUGGGGAAGUGGAAUGGAUCAUGUUCUAG
Messenger RNA from Parascedosporium putredinis, 2205 nucleotides. Lineage: Eukaryota; Fungi; Ascomycota; Sordariomycetes; Microascales; Microascaceae. The record is from the annotation of a GenBank genome assembly.